Molecule: messenger RNA, 2367 nt
Organism: Kalmanozyma brasiliensis GHG001
Lineage: Eukaryota; Fungi; Basidiomycota; Ustilaginomycetes; Ustilaginales
Product: Exocyst complex subunit Sec15-like protein
Exons: 1
Coding region: 1-2367 (788 amino acids)
Biological process (GO): exocytosis; Golgi to plasma membrane transport; intracellular protein transport
Cellular component (GO): membrane; exocyst
Source: RefSeq, a predicted model, not a curated record
AUGGUCGCCCGUCCCCGUCGCCCACUCAUCUCCCUCGAAGCGCAGCUCCAGCAACUCACCCUCUUCUCCGACCUCGACGCGGACGCCGAGAACCUCGAGCAACUCGGACCCAUCAUCAAAUCCCUCGACGAAGCGCGUCAACAAGAUGCCUUCUUGCGUCACCUCAAAACCUUUGUUCGCGAAAAGGACCGGGAGAUCGAAGCGGUGUGCGAUGCGAACCACACCGAGUUCGUCGAUGCCGUCGACAAACUUCUCAAAGUGCGCACGGGCACGGUGACGCUCAAGCAUCGUAUUGGGGAGCUGAACGAGGAUGUCCAAGCGGGUGGCUCUUCGCUCGGCGGGAAGAAGAGGCAAUUGUUGGAGACGCAACGUACAGCAGCAAAUGUCGGGGAGGCAAUUGCGGCGUUGCAGGUGUGUUUGCGAGUCCUCGACAUGGCUAAUCGCGCAGACGGGUUGAUUGCGGAUAAAAAGUACUACGCAGCGCUGCGCAGUUUGCAGGAGCUGGAGAACGUGCAUCUGCGUGGACUGCUGCAUCACGAGUUUGCACGCCACAUGCUCGAUGGGAUCCCGCAGAUGCGUGGGCAGGUCAAAGCGGCCGUGACGCGAGAGAUGAAGGAGUGGCUGUUCGAAGUUCGGGAGAAGUCGAGAACGGUGGGGCAACUGGCGUUGGAAACCAUGGAGAACAGGCAGAAGCGAUGGCGAGUCAAGACGCAACGCGAUCCCCUGUUGCGGCUGGCAAAGGUCAAUAGCGCCAUCGAGUUGGUCGUCAACGAACGGGCGGAGCACAACUUUGUCGACAACGAUCGGGUCAGUAUCGACUUUCGACCGUUAUACCAGUGCAUCCAUAUUUAUGAUGCGCUGGAUCUGCGAGAGGAACUGCAGAGCUCGUACCACGAAGAUCGACGAGCACAGGCCAACCUACUCCUCACCCAGGGACUCACAUUCGAUGCUGCCAACAGCACCUUUCCUCCCUUGCUCGAGGAGAUGGUCGGCUUCUUUCUCGUAGAACACCACGUGCUGCAGACAACACCAUCCGGGUUUCGCUCCGAGGCAGAGGUCGACGAUCUGUGGGACACCAUGUGCAGUCGGGUGUGCGACAUUGUCUCUCUCGCGCUCCGCGAGUGUCGGGACACCAAAGUGUACAUCUCUGCGAAAGCAGCCAUUCAGGUGUUCAUCCAGACGUUGGAAGGAUACUCUUUCCCGGUGGCCAAACUCAAUUCGCUCCUCCUGACGCUGUUUGAGCGGUACGCGCAGUUGCUGCGGGACCGUUUCUCGCGGGAUUUCCAACAGGCCAUGCGCGAAACGCAACAUCAACCCAUGAUCGUAUCGAACGCCGACGAACUGUCAAAAGUGCUUAGCGUCGCAUGGCUCAAACCUGGGGACGAGGGUCUUUUGCGAAACUCCCAAUUCCCGCUUUCACUGCCGUUCAGUCAAACCUACCCGCUGUGUUGCAUGGACAUCCGCAACCUCGUCGAUCAGUACUACCACUUCUCGGACGGCUUUGCGUUUACGCGCGAGAUCGACGAGAUCUUAUCCAAAAGCCUCGACUCGUUGCUCAUCCAACAGGUCUCGAAUGGCAUCCGCCAAUCCCUUUCGUCUACGGAGGUGAACCUGCCUCAGAUCGCACAGAUCGUGGUCAACGCCGAACACUUCAAUUUGGCGUGUGUGCAGAUUGAGGCGUUGCUCGAGCGGAUGCGCGCCGGCGAGGGACGCGGGGGAGGGGUGCGAUUGGAUGCCAGUCGUCAUUUCGUUGCCACACUGCGGAUUGCAGAGGACAAGAUCAACGGUGCUUUCGCGGGGAAGCUCGAUCAAUUCUUGGGGUUGGCAGAGUACGAUUUUGCUCCCCCAACGAUGCGCGCAACAGCUCCGACAGCCGCAGGCUCGCCCUGGUUGCAAGACACGCUGGAAUGGCUCCACACCAUGAUGGAGAGCGUCCUCGUGCUACUACCCGCCCAAGUCAGGGAGAAGGUCUACACCGCCGCCUAUGCGCAUUUGACCAGCUGUCUGGUGGACAAACACCUGCUCAGUCCCGAUACCACCGCUGUCAAUGCGGGAGGGCUGCAGGUGUUGAACGCGGACAUAGGAUAUCUUGCCACCAACGCGGAGAAGGACGGUGUAGAAGCGGGAGUGUUUGCCCCGACCAAGCAGUUGUUGGAGGUGGUGCUGAGAGAGAAGGUGGGAGAGUACGUGCAGGGACUCCAGACGGGUAGGGGGAGGGAGGAGUGGGCGAAGUUGGAUGGGAGGAGGUUGGUGGGUCUGUUGGAGAGGCUGGGGCGAGGGGCGAGGGGUGGCGAGGAGGCGGCGAGGAGACAGAGGGAGAGAGAGACGUUGGUUCGCGCGUUGCAAGGCGGAUUGAGGAGGAUGUAG